Messenger RNA from Nipponia nippon (crested ibis), 2040 nucleotides. NCBI's taxonomy places the organism in Eukaryota, Metazoa, Chordata, Aves, Pelecaniformes, Threskiornithidae. The record is from RefSeq and is a predicted model, not a curated record.
AUGGCUGGCUCCCGGCAGGCAGGCCUUGCCCUCCGCGCCCUGGGGGCUGCGGGAGGGGAAGGCGAGGUGUCCGGAGGAGCCGGGCCAGGGGCCGCGGGGCCGAGCCCCGGGGGCGGGAAGAGGAAGAGGGAGAGUGGAGAGCAGCCCGGUGCGCAAGGCCAGAAGAGGCUAAAGAAGAAACAGCGGCCUCGGAGCUCUUCUGAAGAAGGGGCGGGUACUGAGGAGGCGGCAGAUGGCAGCACUGCGUCGAAGAAGAAAGAAAAUAGAAGAAAAUCGAAAGUGCCUCAAGAGAGGACUGAAGCAGAUUCUGAAGAAGAUAUCAACCAACAGGAAAACAGAAGCAGCCUUACAAAUGAGUCUUCUAAAAGGAAGAAGAAGGAUGAAGAAACAGAGGGAGCUGAAACAAGGAGGAAAGAGAACAGUGAAAGAGCCGAAGGAAAUCAAAGCACAAAGGAGGAGCUGUCCUUAGCAGCCUCGGAGGAAGAGACAAAUCCUCCACCCUCCAGUCUGGUGGUUCUUGGAGACUACGACAGAAAGCCAGUGCAGAAGGUUCAGCCCUUCUUACCGCAGUGGCUUGCUCAACCCAAACUAGUGCAAAAACGUAUCAAAGAUAACCUAGUUCCAAUCGGAGAGGUCCCAGGAAUUCACCCCAGGCUGUUGAAAAAGCUGCAAAUGAAUGGGAUAGAGUCAUUUUUUCCAGUUCAGGCAGAGGUGAUUCCUGCUAUCCUACAGAGUGCAUCCAAUGGGUAUUUGAUGGGGCAGGGAGGAUACCGCCCCAAAGACAUCUGCGUCUCAGCACCUACUGGCAGUGGUAAAACCCUGUCUUUUGUCAUACCCAUAGUACAGGUUCUGCUAGAUCGAGUAGUUUGCCAAGUACGAGCUCUGGUUGUUCUGCCCACCAAAGAACUGGCACAACAGGUGAGUAAAGUGUUCAACAUUUACACUGACGGGACAGGUCUGAAGGUCGUUUUGAUUACUGGCCAGAAAUCUUUUGCAAAGGAGCAGGAGAUGCUUGUCCAGAAAAAAGUGACAGGCUACUGCAGCCUGGCUGAUAUUAUUGUGGCUACACCAGGGCGGCUCACAGACCACAUUAGCCAGACCCCGGGGUUCAGCCUGACGCAGCUUCGUUUCCUGAUCAUAGAUGAAGCUGACCGUAUGAUUGAUGACAUGCACCAGAACUGUCUGAACCAAAUUGUCAAAGCUGCAUUUCAAGUAGAAAAUGGCUCUGGCUCCAACGUGCUUUUUCAGAGGACCAAACCAGGGCCUAUAACAGCAGCCAGCUCCUACUGUCCUCAGAUACCCUUACAGAAACUGCUGUUUUCAGCCACGCUGACCCAGGACCCAGAGAAACUGCAGCAGCUGGACUUAUUCCAGCCUCGCCUCUUCACAUCUGCCUAUUCUGAGAAAAACACACUCGGAGAUGGAACAGAAACUGAACAAGAUACUAAUAAGAAAUACACACUCCCCGAGGGGCUAUCGCAAUGCUAUGUGCCUUGUGACCUGAAUUCCAAGCCUUUACUCCUCUUGCACUUCAUGCUGACAAUGAAAUUUACCCGUGUGUUGUGCUUUACCAACUCCAGGGAAGCUUCUCACAGGUUGUUCCUGCUGGUUCAAGCCUUUGGUGGAGUCACUGUGGCUGAAUUUUCUUCUCGGUUACCACCAAAUGAGAGACAAAGAACCAUGAAGGAAUUUGAACAAGGAAAAAUACAACUGUUAAUCAGCACAGACGCCACUGCACGAGGGAUUGACGUUAAAGGAGUGAAUUAUGUAAUAAACUAUGAUGCUCCUCAGUUCAUCAGGACAUACGUUCACCGAGUUGGAAGAACAGCUCGUGCAGGAAAAGCGGGCGUCGCUUUCAGCUUGGUCCUUAGAAUUCAGGAACGUAGGUUUCUGCGGAUGUUGAAGGAUGCCGGCAUCCAGGACAUAAAGAAGCACCCGGUGAAGGGCAACUCGUUAAAGCCGUUGGUGCAGCAAUACGAGGAAGCUCUGCGUAAGCUUGAGAAGACAGUCAAGAGCGAGCGAGCACAGAAACGGGCCUGA